AUGGCUACUCGACCAGCCGAUUAUCAGCGCGUGGCCUCACACGGGCGCGGGGGUGCUGGAAACAUCGCGAAAGACGACCCGACCAAUUAUCCGAAGCCAGAAGAUCUCGUCACGCCGACGCUCAAAUGCGACACGUAUACGACAGGUCGCGGCGGCACUGGAAACAUGGCCCGCAACGACCCUCAACACCCUGAACUUGCGCGCGCGGCCCAGGACGUCGAUAGUACACCACAGCCGGAGGUCCAGGGUCCCAAACACUAUGGCCGAGGGGGUGCUGCGAAUGUCAUUGGCGAAGAGGCCAAGCGCAACAGUGAGGAUGCCAAGCGCGAGGAUCAGGGUGCUGGAAAGGGUCUGCUCGGUAAAGGCAAGGACCUUUUGAACAAGCUGGGCAAGAAGUAG
Pyrenophora tritici-repentis Pt-1C-BFP is the source of this 399-nucleotide messenger RNA. RefSeq names its product DUF3602 domain containing protein. The record is from RefSeq and is a predicted model, not a curated record. Lineage: Eukaryota; Fungi; Ascomycota; Dothideomycetes; Pleosporales; Pleosporaceae.